AUGAUUCAUUCUGCUUCCUGCUUCUGUUGCGCAGCCUCAGUGAACGCAGUUAUGGGAGUGCGGCAGCCGCUCUUCGUCACUCUCCGAACGGGCACUCUAGCACUGCCCCGCGGCAGCAACGAUAGUGCUGUUGGUGGGGAAUCUUCCGUUGGCCUCAUGCUGCUCUCUGGGUAUCCGAGUGUUUCCAGAGCAGAGAGUGUCUCCUCCACCUCCUCAGGCAGUUCUCUUAGCGGCAGUACUGAGAGCGGACCGCGUCCGAAUACUGUGGACAUGGUGUCGCUGGUGCAGCUGCCCUGCGCUGGGUCUUCGACUCCCUCCAAGGACGCCAAUACCUUUGAACCCGGUUCCCUUAUUUGCUCUCGAAGGUGUCUCUUCCUGCGACCCCCUUCCUCGUCUGCGAAGGUGCGUCUGUGUGUGUGUGUAGCAAGCAGUAUUGCAAAUAUUUGUUUCCUCAUGCUUUUCAGUUGCUUCUCUCGAUAG
Dibothriocephalus latus is the source of this 480-nucleotide messenger RNA. The record is from the annotation of a GenBank genome assembly. NCBI's taxonomy places the organism in Eukaryota, Metazoa, Platyhelminthes, Cestoda, Diphyllobothriidea, Diphyllobothriidae.